Molecule: messenger RNA, 636 nt
Organism: Chaetomium strumarium
Lineage: Eukaryota; Fungi; Ascomycota; Sordariomycetes; Sordariales; Chaetomiaceae
Exons: 5
Coding region: 1-636 (211 amino acids)
Source: RefSeq, a predicted model, not a curated record
AUGCACAACCAGCUCGCACAGAUAGAGCCCCAGCGCUCGAUGGAAAGAUCCCUUCGACUGCCGCACUCCGAGGACGACUGCCCGUCGACGGAACCAAGACCUCAGUUGCUGCCUCUAGUGCAGCGAGUCCCAACGUCGAUCCAAGACCACGAGGCGGAUCAUCAGUCCCAGAAGCAAGCUAACCACCCGCAGUGCUUGGUUCCUGGGGGCAAGGUAAGGCUAGACUCUGCUGCCGCGGUGCCGAUAACGCCGACCAACAAGGCUUACGUUGCGUACCGGUCCGGUGCCGGCAGCGACACGCAGGCGGGACACGCCCUCCGUCUGUGUCCCUUAGCACCACCAGCACCUGUCAUCAACGGCGCAGGCACACAGCUUACACGCCCAGAGGGCAAGGAGGUAGGCGUAAGUGCGAUAACCGCCCAGCCACAAACUCAACACGUGGUGAGAGUGGCGACGACAGAAGGACACUGCCCAGUCAGCGGCGGCGUGGAGAAGGAAUGCGUCAUCCUAAGAAUGCAAUGGCCGCUGAGAUACACCCCACCGGACCAACGCAGCGGAUGCAGCCACCUGCUGCUCAUGUCGCGUCUCCUCCGCCGCCUCCAAAGCUUCGCCGGAAGCCGGGGUGCCGGGAUUUGA